AAAGAGCCAAAUAUGGGAAAUGACGUGCUUCAGCAGCAGCAUUGAAGUUCUAGAAAGAGCCCCUGGAUUCCAGCGAGCAGAGAGAGCAUGCCGGUGGGUGUCGGACGCAAGAGGAGGGGAGACACGGCUGUUUAGUGUGUCUAUAUCGGGAUGUGGAUAAAUAUCACAGGGUCCACAGCUCUGAGUAAUCACUCUAAACCUAGCUAGGCUACUUAAUCUAUCUGUAGCUGUUCAACUCUCCUGACUGUGUGUCAGUGUCUGGCUGGCACUGAUCUUAUUGUUGAGAGUUGCAGAGAGAGCAGCGGUUAAGUUUUCCACUUACCGCCAUAUCAGAGGGCUCUCUCUCUCCUGGAUAUAUUUUCAUAGCGGAUUGACUGACAGGCAGCGUCCGUCAAACACACCAGCGGCUUCUCUUCUCUCCAGCGCGGGGCCGCUUCGGGGGAAACUAUGGGGAAAGAUUAUUAUAAAAUCCUGGGGAUAGUGAAAGGAGCGGCCGACGAGGAUAUCAAAAAGGCGUACAGGAAACAGGCUCUGAAAUGGCACCCGGACAAAAACAAGGCGUCCAACGCCGAGGAGAAAUUCAAGGAGAUCGCGGAGGCAUAUGAAGUCCUCAGUGAUCCGAAAAAAAGAGAGAUAUAUGAUCAGUAUGGAGAGGAAGGUCUCAAAGGAAGUCCCAAUAGUGGUCCAGAUGACCAGGGCAGCAACUUCACCUCCUACACAUUCCACGGAGACCCCCACGCCACCUUCGCCACCUUCUUCGGCGGCGCCAACCCUUUCGAGAUGUUCUUCGGACGCAAGGCUAACGGGCGCGGUCCGGGCGGAGACGACGAGGACAUGGAUGUGGACGGCAACGACCCGUUCGGCUCCUUCACCUCGUUUAAUCUCAACGGGUUCCCUCGGGACCGCCACGUGGGGCUGGGCGGGCAGCAGAGGAGGAAGCAGGACCCGGCCGUUCAUCACGAGCUGCGGGUAUCGCUGGAGGAAGUGUUUCACGGUUGCACCAAGAGGAUGAAGAUCAGCAGGAAGAGGAUGAACCCAGACGGACGGACCAUGAGGACGGAGGAUAAGAUUCUCACCAUAGAGAUUAAGAGAGGGUGGAAGGAGGGAACCAAGAUCACGUUCCCCAGAGAAGGAGACGAGUCGCCCAAUACGAUCCCUGCUGAUAUUGUGUUCGUCAUUAAGGACAAGCCCCACAUGCACUUUAGAAGGGAGGGGUCGGACAUCGUGUACCCGGUGAAAGUUAGUCUACGACAGUCGUUGUGUGGUUGCUCGGUGACGGUGUCUACGAUAGACGGGAAGACGUGUAGCAUGAAGAUCACGGAUGUGAUAAAGCCAGGCAUGAAACAGACUGUAGCAGGACAGGGCCUUCCCUUACCCAAGAACCCCGAGCAGAGAGGUGACCUGGUGGUGGAGUUUGACGUGAACUUUCCCGAGAGUCUCCCCAGCAACGCCAAGGAUGUCCUGAAGAGGCAUUUACCUGCUUCCUAGAAGAACAUACACACAGAGAGACAGAGACACACAGAGACAGAGAGACCGACACACAGAGAGAGACAGAGACACAGAGAGACACGGAGUGACAGAGAGACCGACACACAGAGAGAGACAGAGAGACAGAGACACGGAGUGACAGAGAGACCGACACACAGAGAGAGACAGAGACACAGAGAGACACGGAGUGACAGAGAGACCGACACACAGAGAGAGACAGAGACACAGAGAGACACGGAGUGACAGAGAGACAGAGACACACACCUGGUGGAUGGAAAGGGAUGACAUCAGGAUGCCAGCUUACUCCUCUCUCCUCAUCCUCC
This is a messenger RNA of Salvelinus fontinalis (brook trout), 1811 nucleotides long. It is a transcript of the gene dnajb4, whose product is annotated as DnaJ heat shock protein family (Hsp40) member B4. The record is from RefSeq and is a predicted model, not a curated record. Gene Ontology annotation, cellular component: cytosol. The coding region runs from base 448 to 1488 and encodes 346 amino acids. The transcript has 3 exons. Gene Ontology annotation, molecular function: protein-folding chaperone binding. Lineage: Eukaryota; Metazoa; Chordata; Actinopteri; Salmoniformes; Salmonidae.